AGAUACCAAGGAAGCUAAGCAGUUUAACGUGCAAUCAUUUCCACAUUUUUUUUUACUUAUGAAUUUAACUGACGUUAUACAGCUAGCAGAGCUCUCACCAUGGGGGUGGCGUCUUUUACCAUAGAACUUCGUCCAGAAUUACCGGUGUACUUCGCGGGCCAAAUUAUCAGCGGUGUUGUUAAAGUCGUCACUGACUCGCCUGUUCCCUGCAAAGAUCUGAAGGUAAAAUGCCAUGGUAAAGGCAAGGUGUACUGGAGAGAAACUAGAAGUGGGUUUUCGAAGAAUUUUGAGGACAAAGAAGAGUAUUGGGAACAAGAGCUUGCUCCAUCUUCUCCAGAAAAUGCUCGUUUCAUUCGUUCGGAAGCCUGGCCAGCAACAAUAGAGACGGGAACCCACGAGUUUGGCUUCGAAUUCAUCCUGCCUGUGGAGGCGCCCUCAUCUUUCGAGAGCCCUCACAGCUACGUUAGGUACAAAGUCAAAGCCCUCGCCAAGCUGCCCUCGGCAUCUGACAAGAAAGCUGAAACUUAUUUCUCCUUCUGCCAGCCCUACGACCUAAACCGCGACCGUGCUGCCCGGGAAUAUUUCGCUCUGCGUAAGGAGCUGAGUUGGGGCCUCAGGCCCCUGAAGCACGGGCCUGUCACGCUGGAUCUGCAGAGCGCCAGCAAAGCGAGCGUCUGUGGGGCGCUGCUGCAGAUCCAGGCCAGCGUCCGCAACGCCGGCCACUCCGACGUCACCGUUAAGGUGGCGAUGAAGCAGAGACUCCAGUACAUCAGCCGUUCCAAAACUAAGCACCAAACGCGCUUGGUGUGGCAGACGGACGCGUUCACUUGCCCUCGAAGCUCCAGCGACGCUCGUAACUUCGAGUUUGUGAUCCCUGCGGUGGUGCCACACUUACAGUACUGUAAUAUCAUCAGGAUGCGUUAUGUGCUGCAGAUAAAGACGAGCUGCACCUUGGCGAAGUCGUUGAAAAUUGAGGCGCCGUUCUUCCUAGGCACGAUACCUCUCCUGAGGGAAGAGCACUUCGCCAGUUCGUGGGAACCCAGCAUCCCAAGACCUCGUGACAAAUUCACCGUAACCCACGGUAGCAAGAGCUUGAAUGACCAGUCAGGCAAGAACUCAGAUGUCCGAGGCGCAGAAGGAAAAUCAGGAAGCUCAGGCAGGCACUCAGAAGCCCGCGGUGCAGAAGGACAGUCAGGAGGCUCAGGAAAGCACUCAGAGGCCCGCGGUGCAGAAGGACAGUCAGGAGGCUCAGGCAAGCACUCAGAGGCCCGAGGUGCAAAAGGACAGUCAGGAGACACAGGCAAGCACUCAGAGGCCCGAGAUGCAAAAGGACAGUCAGGAGGCUCAGGCAAACACUUAGAGGCCCGCGGUGCAGAAGGACACUCAGGAGGCUCAGGCAAAUACUUAGAGGCCGGCGGUGCAGGACAACCGAGCAACUGUGGCAAAUACUUAGAGGCCUACUAUGUAAAAGGACAGUCGAAUGAUUCAGGCGGAUACUCAGGAGAUUUUGGUCUUGUAAGGCAUUUGCCCAACUCAAACAAUGGCCACUCAGUUGAGGUGUCCGUCGGCACUUGCUUUUUCAGCUCACUGCACACAAAUUUGCAUCCGCAACGCCUUAACACGAAAUGCCCUCCACCCAAUUUUGUCAUUCUGCCAAACCUUAAUGCUAUAAUGAAAUUGUAGUGUGUAUCUCCUACUAUGGCAUAAUUUGCUUUCGAUAUGGAAGAGUACAUAAUGAGGUUGCAAUAUUCUCUGCCGGACUUCCAAAGUCACAUUAAAAGCUUUAUAUCACUGUGCAAAAAAUGAAAACCAACAGAGUCGACAGAGCCAAUCGCCAAUUAAUUGACGUCAUUAGAAGUCACUAAAUUGAACGUUGUUGAAGUGCAGGAGCAAUUUCUUCCGCGCUUAUCACGGGGUACGAUUGAUUCCAGUUACAGGUAUAAAGAUACAAUAAAAUUUAUUAAUCAAUUUUUGUUAAGAACAAGUUUCACAAAAUCAAUAUUGUCGAAAUAUGAAUAAUAUGUGCAAUACGAAGUUGUGUUCUACUUUUAGUGAUAUUUAUACCGCAUGAUACUAAUACAGCCUUUCUUCCUUUUACUGCGAGUCUCCUGCAUUUUGUGAGAUAAAAUAUACGAUAUGAUAUGUUAUCUCUCACACCCCGAACAGACAAUUGACAUGAGUUAGAUAUGCAGCUCUUGUAACCCGUUGAGCAAUAACCCACUUUGAAGAGUCCCUUUAUAAUGCUGUUUUUAACUUGGUUUUGUUAUGCCAAUAAUCACAAAGUUACCUCUUAAAUGUUAAGGUAACAGUAGAGAUGCGUGAACAUUUAUUGCCGUUCUUAUUACAUAAUCACACGAGGCGGAACUGAGUUUUCAGGUCGAGAAUGGGAAGUCCAUGAAUUAUAGCUUGGCUACAGGUCAGCAUUCAUGCAGCCGGAAAAGUACCAUACUCUUAAGUGGACAGUCAUCUCACUGUUUUAUUUCUCUUUAUUCUACUUAAAAUAUAUGAUAAAUCGUGUUAUAGCUUCAUCAGGAGGCAAAAUUGUAUAGGUAUGCAUUGUUUUUAUUAUAUUAUCGAACAUUGUGUUUCAAACUAAUGCAAUUGUAUGACAUGAUUUCUAAGCUGUUUGUACUCACUUGCACGAUAAAAAUCUGUCAAUUGCAACUUCAUCUUCAACUCGGGCAGUUGAUGUUAUUCAUAUCUUAUUCUAAUACUUCAUUGUUGUGCACUGUUAAUCACGUUCAUUCCGUGAGAUUUGAGAAAGAGACAUGCAAUUACACUAUAACAGCGACUCAUUCCUUUUAUUUUCAAAAACUGUUCUACAAACUCCCAAUUAUACCAAAAGCCUGUUUUCCUGCAAUGUGUUCAGUUGAUCAUAAGAUUAUCAUGGCCUCUGUGCAUGCACAAUAUUCCCGAAUACAUGAAUAAUUUCAUCGUUUUAGUUUAUAUCUUGAUCAUUCAAUUAAAUUUUUCGGACGACCAUAUUUUCUAAAUUGCGUGCGUUUUAAUAUACUUACUUUAAUUUGCUCCUAAAACGAAUAACCAUGUCACAAAUUACGAAAGCAGCAAGCGAUUUCUAGGCUAAAACGAUUUUGCGACUUUGGAACCUUCUCUCGUAAUUUGAUGCUCUAAAGAAUCGAGCAAGUAUCUCGGCAAAUUUCACUAUUUAUAUGCGGUUUAUUAGCGUUUCUGUAGUAUUUUUCAUCAAAGCAUAUGAAGAGUGCGAAAAAAGUGUAAUGGUUGGAGUGUGGCACUUUAGCGGAUAGGUUAUAAUGAUGCAGUGGACAUUGCUGGAGCGCUGGCGGUGGUGCGUUAUAAACCCCAACGGGCGUUCACUCUUGCUCACCGCUGCGCAGAAAAAGAAGACAAAGUUUUCAACUGAGU
Hyalella azteca is the source of this 3384-nucleotide messenger RNA. Its product is annotated as arrestin domain-containing protein 3. Gene Ontology annotation, cellular component: cytoplasm. The record is from RefSeq and is a predicted model, not a curated record. Lineage: Eukaryota; Metazoa; Arthropoda; Malacostraca; Amphipoda; Hyalellidae. Bases 100 to 1683 code for a protein of 527 amino acids. The transcript has 8 exons. Gene Ontology annotation, biological process: protein transport.